Molecule: messenger RNA, 869 nt
Organism: Anopheles funestus (African malaria mosquito)
Lineage: Eukaryota; Metazoa; Arthropoda; Insecta; Diptera; Culicidae
Exons: 2
Coding region: 490-813 (107 amino acids)
Source: RefSeq, a predicted model, not a curated record
AGUAGGUGACCUUUCGCUGACUUGACCGCUGCUUCCCAAAGGCCUCCAAAAUGAGGUGCGCGUGGAGGGAUAAAUUUCCACCUGAUUUCGCUUUCGGCGCACCAAUCAAAAAUACUUCUCCUAUCACCCUCAUCGACUUUCAGCAUCCUGUAUAUGCGAUGCAACUCAUGUGCAGCGCCCUUGAACGUUGUUGCAUUGUCCGAGUGCAACUCAGUUACCCUCCCACGCCUGGCGACAAAGCGUCGUAGUGCCGCUAAAACGCAGUCGAUGUGAGGUCACUCACCAGUUCGAUAUGAACUGCCCUUGUCGCGAAACAUACGAAAAUCGCGAUGUACGCUUUCAUCGGACUUCUAUUGCGGACGGUCGACUUUAGUAAAAAGGGUCCACAAUAGUCGACACCGCUUACUGCAAACGGCUGGGCUGGUACCACUCUUGAUGCAGGCAAAUCUGCUACCGCCUGCUUCACCAAAGUCGGCUUGUUUCUAAAGCAUGUGUGGCAUCGAUGAUACACGCUUUUCACCAAAUUUCGAGCACCAAUCAACCAAAAUUUCUGCCGGAGCGUUGCCAGCAUCAAUUGUGGUCCGGCAUGCAUCUUCUGCAGAUGGAUGUUCUCUGCCAGUAGAGUCGACAAACGAUGUGAUGCUGCGAGGACAAUCGGAUGCUUGGUUGAUUCUGGUAUGCUGGCAUUACCAAGCCGGCCACCAACGCGUAACAUACCCUUUGGAUCGAGGUGAUCCAAUUCGUCCCCAAACGAGUCCUGUUGUGCCAGCUGGCACAACCUUAGUUCCGCUUCUUGCAACUCCGCCGCUGUAAGCGAUGGAGCGGAACACAGUAGCGUCUUCAUGUCUACUUUUCGUUUGACGCGCUCG